This is a messenger RNA of Xiphophorus hellerii (green swordtail), 4030 nucleotides long. RefSeq names its product seizure related 6 homolog (mouse)-like 2 (gene sez6l2). Lineage: Eukaryota; Metazoa; Chordata; Actinopteri; Cyprinodontiformes; Poeciliidae. Gene Ontology annotation, biological process: regulation of protein kinase C signaling; synapse maturation. The transcript is spliced from 19 exons. The record is from RefSeq and is a predicted model, not a curated record. The coding region runs from base 169 to 2844 and encodes 891 amino acids. Gene Ontology annotation, cellular component: neuronal cell body; endoplasmic reticulum.
CGUCAAGCACACGGUAACCAGCUAGAGGCAAUCUCACCAGUACAAACACAGCAUUGUUUACGGCCUUAAGCAACGCAAAACCAACUGAGAUACGAGAAUAGAAAAAAAAAGAAAAGAAAGGGAAAAAAGAACAGUGGAAGCAUCCUGGAAGACAGGUCAUUCAGAAACAUGGGGUUCGCACACCUCGCUGUGAUGUUCUCUGUCACCAUGAUGCACGUUGUUUCAGGUAUGACCUUUAUGACUCCGGAGUCUGAUACUUCACCGACGUCAGCUCCAGACUCCUAUCCACCAGGUGAGCUGAUACACGCUGCUCUGCAAAGUAAAGAGUACCUGGGACAGGUUUCCGGAGGAUCAGGUACCACCACCAAUCCAACACAGGCGGUGCCUGGGCUUGGGAUGGCUGAGUCUACAGCAACAGCCAUAUCACCAGGGCUCCUCACCACCGCUUUAGGCUCCUCUUCUGCCGCGGGCAAAACCGGAUCGAGGAGUCCUAUGUCUUCGUUCCCCUUGGAAGAAGAGACCACCACAACGCUGAUUACCACCACCACUAUAACCACAAUGCACAUGCCAGUGCAGUGCAAUGCCACGUUGUCAGCAAUGGAGGAUUUUGUUGAGUCUCCUGAUCCUGGAUCAUCGUCCUCAUUUUCUACUCUGGAAUGCACCUACAGCAUUACUGUGUAUCCAGGCUACGGUGUGGAAAUUCAGGUGAGGAAGACAAACCUUUCAAAGGAAGAAUCUCUGGUGAUCAUGGGUCACGGCGGUGCAGGGCCGGAGCUCUUAGCCAAUGAGACUCUGAUGAAAGAGGGGCAGGUGAUCCGCAGUACCACCAAUCAGGUGUCCAUUCACUACCGCAGUCUCCGGCAGUCCAACCAUGGCACAUUCAGCCUCCACUAUCAAGCCUUCCUGCUUUCCUGCCCUUUCCCCACUUCGCCUGAGGGCGGUGGAGUGACGGUGACAGACAUCCAUCCUGGAGGUCAGGCACACUUCCACUGCGAUCCAGGUUUCCAGAUCCGCGGUCAUGAGGUGGCAACAUGUGUCAACACGACGCAGCCACACUGGAGCACUCAUGAGCCUCAAUGUGUUGUUGUUUCUUGUGGAGGAUGGAUUCGUAAUGCAACUGUGGGAAGGAUACUGUCACCACCUCCUCCGCCUGCCAGCAACCACAGUAAUGGAAAUAAUCUGAGCUGCCACUGGCUGAUAGAAGCCAAAGAGGGACACAGGCUGCACCUGCACUUUGAGAGGAUCGCUCUAGAUGAAGAUGAUGACAGGUUACUUGUCCGCAGUGGGAACAGCUCCCUGUCCCAUCUGCUCUUCGACUCUGAUCUUGAUGACGUCCCAGAGCGCGGGCUGCUGAGCGAGGGCUCCACGCUCUACCUGGAGCUCACAGCUGAUUCUUCCUCCAUCCCUCUGCUGCUGGCACUCAGAUAUGAGGCUUUUGACGAUGAGCAUUGUUGGGAGCCCUACAUGCCUCAUGGAAACUUCAGCAGCAGUGACAUCUCAUAUCAACUGGGCACCAUUAUCACCUUCAGCUGCUCUCCAGGCUUCGUCAUGGAGCAGGGCUCAGGAACCAUUGAAUGCGUUGACCCCAGCAAUCCCCAUUGGAACGACAGUGAGCCUGUGUGCAGGGCUUUGUGUGGAGGAGAGCUGACCGAGCCUUCUGGUACCAUUCUGUCCCCCGAUUGGCCCCAGAGUUACUCCAAGGGUCUUGACUGUAUUUGGCAGAUCCAUGGUAAUGAGGAGAAGCGAAUUGAACUGGAGGUCAAGAUCUUGAAUAUUCGUCACACUGAUGUGCUGACGGUGUUUGAUGGACAUGACGUCAUGUCUCACGUGAUCGGCCAGUACAUGGGCUCUAAAGAGCGCUUCCAGAUUGUGUCUGGGGGGUCAGAGGUCACCAUUCAGUUUCAGAGCGACCCGGAUGAUUCCAGCUUCAUCCUCAGUCAGGGGUUUCUUAUUCAUUAUCGUGAAGUUGAACCGAACGACACAUGCCCCACUCUUCCUCAAAUCGAGUUUGGCUGGAUCAGCUCAUCCCACUCCUCUCCUGUGAGAGGCAGCGUCCUGACCUAUCAGUGCCAGCCCGGUUAUGACAUCAGCGGCUCAGACAUCAUCACCUGCCAGUGGGACCUGUCCUGGAGCAGCGCCCCACCCACAUGUGUUAAAGUGCAACAGUGUCCUGAUCCAGGAGAGGUGGUGAACGGGGCACGCUCUGUGCGUCCCGAAGCGGGGUUUGCUUUGGGGACAGUCGUGCGUUUCUCUUGUAAUCAGGGUUAUCAACUCGAAGGGCCCAGUCAAAUCUCCUGCUACGGUCGUGACACUGGUACCCCUAAAUGGAGCGAUCGCAGCCCGAAGUGUGUCUUGAAAUAUGACCCAUGCCCAAACCCUGGAGUCCCUGACAACGGCUACCAAACUUUAUACAAACACAGCUACCAGGCUGGGGAAACUCUGCGCUUCUUCUGCUAUGAGGGCUAUGAACUCAUUGGAGAGGUCAUUAUCACAUGUGUUCCUGGACACCCAUCUCAGUGGAACAGCCCGCCACCCUUUUGCAAAGUGGCAUACGAAGAGCUUUUGGACGACCACAAGUCAGAAGUGUCCCAGUCUUUCGAGCCAUCCCGUCAGAUCCUGAGUGAAAACAUCGCCUUGGCGAUUAUUCUGCCCAUCAUUCUGGUCAUCCUCCUGAUUGGAGGCAUUUACAUGUACUAUACAAACAUUUGCAGACUAGAAUGGAAGCCUCUCUUCUGGAAAUCUCUCUCUCACACACACUCCUACAGUCCCAUUACAGUCGAGUCGGAUUUCAACAACCCUCUCUAUGAAGCGGGAGACACGCGGGAGUAUGAAGUUUCCAUUUGAAGAAGAGCAUUUCUGGGUGAGAAAUAAAACCACAGAAGCAUUAAAUUCUUGAGGAAGACAAAGUCUUUUUGUAUGAAAAGGCCUCACUCCCCCUAUAAUACUUGCUUUUUCUUUAUUUUUGUGUUUUCUUUUAUGUUGUUUUUUUUUUUUUUACCAUUGCAGUUUGUAACUACUUUUUAUUGAUUGUGCUUCAUCUGCCAAAAGUGAGACCCAGGUAAUGGUGUAACUUUUUGUGCUAUUAGGACUGGUGCCUUAUGAAGGAUAAGAAAUUGACUUCUAAAAGAAAAUGGAAAAAAAUUGCAGGCAAAGAAAAUGUAAAUGAGAAAAGGGGGAAUUUUUUUUUCAGUUAUUAUUUUGUUACAAAGCUAAAACAUUAGGGAGCAUGGCAAUACUUUAGUUGAAACAAUCAAAAGUUAUGUUCAUGGUUCAAUAAAAAAUGCUUAAUAUUUGUUUUUACUUUCUAAAGCGACUCUUAUGUUUCAGAGUUUCGCAGCAAAUGUAAAAGAAACCUCUUUUAAAACAAUAAACUUCUCCUUCCUUUUUUUCUCACAGGUUGUAACAAAUUCACACUAUUUGAAUGUAAAUAUCUGACUUAAUAUAUACACUUGGUGGCAGGAGGCUAUAUAUUUUCAUUAUAUACACAUAAUGAAAGUUCUGUGCCAAAAUAUAAUGUUAAAUAAUUUAAUGUCUCUUAGUGUUUCAUCCGUUGUUGGAUUAGUGUUUACAAAGGCAGUGUUUAUUUUAUUCUUCGCUGUUUCUGCCGUCAUCUGCAAACUGUCGCACCACAUACUGUAUAAGCAAAGGUGAGGACAUGAAUGUCAUAACGCUUCGAGCAUGCACUGAUUGUAAAUUAUAUUGCUUUUGCUCAAUCUCUUACAUUAACAUUAUAGUUACUGGCAGGUAUCAUUGUUAUCAAAUUUGAUGUUGUAUGCACUACGUUGAUGAGAAACUUUAAAUCUUGCCGCUUGCUGUGAUGCGCAUUAUGUAUUUAUUUAUAAACGAUUGUUUGAACGGUGAAUUUUAGACAUUCACUGGGCCAAAUGAGGGAUUCCUGGAGAUUGUUGAUUUGUUGACUUAAAUCUUCUAUGAUCAUCAGCGACAUUUCUUUGCUUCAUAUAUAAAUACACUUUUAAAGACAGUGAAUCAUUUGCAGAAUUGAAAAUAAAGUCUUUGUUGAAUGGUGUAA